CUUCUCUUCUCUUCUCUUCUCCUCGCCCGCGCAUCACCACCGCUUGCUUUUGCACCCAACUUCACAUCGCAAGUUUUCCCUGCGCAUUACUACAAUCACAUCACCUCUUCUCCCUCUACCCCAAGCUUUGACGCUCGUCAUCCUUUCGCGAUGUUGCCGAUGAUGCCGAUGUAUCACUAUCCUCCUCCGCCCCCUCCUCCUCCCGAGGACCCUGCUAUCAAAACUGCGCGUCUCGCGGCAAUCAUGAGAGAUGAUCUCGUGGAGCACUGUCAUCGACCGAGCUUCAAGAUAUUCCGCUCUCAAGAUAGUUACAUUAUGACCAAAGCAGAGGUCGUAGCUGAGAUUGUGCAAAAUGCCAAAGGCGCACACCAACAAAUCCAUGUUCCCCAGACUAGCCGCAAGCGACGUAUGUCUGCACCAUGCCGUGAUCAUGCAACAACCCUUCGUCGAAAAGCCUCGCGGCCCUGCCCUGCAUGGACUCGAUGUCGGUCAGUUGACUGAGAACAAAAGCAACGAAACCACCUUCGACAUGAAAGCUCAGUCUACUGGUUGGUUCCAUCUUCUCCUCAGUAUUGAUGGCCAGCUUCUCCCCGGCUUCCACGCUGGUACUAUCGCACGCCUUGCCGCCGGACGGUUCGCCGGCCUCAUUGUGCGUCUCGAUAUCACGUCACGGUCGGAAAGUUCCGUCAACCGCAUACGCAUUUCAAGUUCGCCAUUCACGAUGGUGCUCGACCUGUUCCUUUCGUGGACUUGAUCGUCCCUCUUGACCAUAUCCUUGAUGUAGUCACCCUCAACAGCAUUGAUGCAGAUGGCAUCAAGUCUCUCGCAACCCUUCGUGCAAUCAAUGCCAUGAACCUUUCAGAGCUCGGAAACCAUGUCAAAGGCUCCGACAUUCUUGGCGAAAAGCUGAAGGGCGUUGACCUGUCAGUUCCCGUCAAUUUAAUCCACUUAGUGGCCAAGAAAGUGCGUCACCUUCGUAUCGACAUUGACUGGUCCAAGGUCUUUGUCAUCGAUAACUUGGAUUUCAAGCGCAACUUCAAGCUGCACCCUUCUACCAUGCAGGACAUCGCUUCUGCUGUGAGUAGCCAGCUCAAGAAAAAAGGCAACGCAUUUCUCGAGGCAUGGUUCUUCCAGGAAGAGACAUUUGAUCGUUCUUGGCCCGAGAUCUUCACCCAUCUCAAGCAGUAUUCAUACACAGGGUCACACUCUCGCCCCCAGUGUCAACUAGGCAAUGGCUCAUCAUCUCGGUGGCUUCAGAUCUCGCCAGUUCAAAGGCACACACCCCGAACAUACCUUUGUACCUCUUUCCGAGUUUGCCCGCAGUAUUGCAUAAGCCAAAGAGAAGACUUGGUCAGAUGUCAUCUCCGCCUGGAAUAAGAAGAAAGGCCCUGAUGCAUGUGCUGUGAACCAUGUCAAACAGCAUGGUAUCGAAUUUGGUACUUCAUUCAGGGAUAUUGAGGAUGAUUUAUGGGCGACGACAAGUUGUAUUUGGAGGCAUAGGAGCUUGAAAUGCUCAAGAAGCUAAGUUAAGUAGAAUAUGGGGAAUGGUAAUGUUUUUGGGAUAUGCGCACAACUUUGAUAGCAAGAAUAUUGCACAAUCAAGUUUCUCGGGCUCCGAUUCUCGCCAUGACUCGAAAUUGUUGAAUUCCAUAGCCAGAGAAGCUCAUUAAAAUGUUUAAUGGUUUCAUCAAGUUGGACUAACCUUCCAGAGAGGGUGU
Molecule: messenger RNA, 1718 nt
Organism: Fusarium odoratissimum NRRL 54006
Lineage: Eukaryota; Fungi; Ascomycota; Sordariomycetes; Hypocreales; Nectriaceae
Exons: 1
Coding region: 850-1377 (175 amino acids)
Source: RefSeq, a predicted model, not a curated record